AUGGCCACCUCAAAUCCCCCUCAUCCAUUGGACUUGGCAGCGUCGCCGCCCAUCUUCAUCCUUCCAACUCACUUGAAGCCAGAAGAACUUCAUGACACGGAAGACCAGAUCGUCCAAGCUGGCGGCCAAUUGACGUACGAUGCCAAAGAGGCCAGAGUCUUCAUAGGUCGAGUCACCCAUAAGAAGCGUGCCGCAUUUGAUCUCCGGGCGAGGGGAGUAUGGACAGAAGAGUCAGCCUUGCCGGGGACGAGCUCCAACGCAGAUGUGGGUCGUGAACAGAGUGUGCAGGAAGGCCCAGCGAGGAAGAAAGUCAAGCUUGCAGAGCAUGCUCGCAGUUCCCGGUAUUCGACAAGGUCAAAGCGGCUCAGUUCAAGCCCGAUCUCGAUAUCUUCAGAUUCAUCUGGGGAUGAAGGCGCAUCUCCACCCGCCGCCCAAGUGUCCUGGCCUGAUCUAUCAGUCCAUAUUCUCAUCCUGAAACUCUCCUGGCUGGAAGCCUGUCUCAACGAGGGACGUCUGCUUCCAUACCAACCUUACAUGGUCUAUGCGGCGAGGAUCAUCCCCAAGCCAGCGGACGAAGUCUCUCCCAGAGCGCCCGCACCCGUGACCACGUAUGUCAAGGUAGGAGGAUCUGCGUCGCAAUCUCAAGCCAUCACAGCACGAAGGGCGUCCAAGCCGGCCGUGUCGACAUCCAUUUUGGAACGUGCAAAGGCCGAAGCAGCGGUCCUGCCCUCGUCCUCUCGCCGCCGGUUUGGCGACCAUGCCCACCACCACCAUUCUUCGUCCUCACAGGCAGACUCCACCCAUCACAAGCGGCCGAAGCUCCAUCGCACCACGACGUCUGAACUCGAAUACCAAGCCAAGCACCCUCUUCCACCUCUUCCGGACUGGGCAGUCGGCCCCAACGCAGCCUACGCGUGCUGUCGCUCCACGCCCAUGCACACCCCCAACGACGCCUUCAUCGCCCAACUCACCAAGAUCAAGGAAGCCCGCGUCCUCACACUCGACGAUAUCGGGGUUCGCGCCUACUCGACCUCCAUUGCCUCGAUCGCCGCCUACCCGUACCGCAUCGCUCAUGUCGAAGAAAUCACCCGCCUCCCCGGCUGCGAAACUAAGAUCGCCGCGCUGUGGCGCGAAUGGCAAGACUCUGCGCCGCCGGAAGCCGACGACUCGGAGAGAUUCAUCCAAGUGGUCCGCGACUUGGAGGCCGAUCAGGACCUGCAACACCUGCGUCUCUUCUGGAACAUCUGGGGCGUCGGACCGGACACGGCGCGCAGGUUCUACUUCGAGCACGGCUGGAAGGACCUCGACGACGUGGUGGAGUUUGGCUGGUCGACCUUGACCCGCGUGCAGCAGAUCGGCGUCAAGUACUACGACGAGUUUCUGGAGAAGAUCCCCCGGCGCGAGGUGGAGGCGAUCGGGGACGUGAUCUUGCGGCACGCGCGAUCUGUUCUCCACGUCCCGGAAGACAAGUUCGGCUCGACGGACGACAUCGAACUCAUCAUCGUCGGCGGAUACCGGCGCGGCAAGGCCUUCUCGGGCGACGUGGACGUCAUCCUGUCACACCGCGAAGCGUCCAAGACGCAAGAUCUGGUGGUGGAGGUGGUCCGCAGUCUCGAGGAAGAGGGCUGGAUCACGCACACGUUGACGCUGCACACCACGACCAGUGAUCGCGGGCAGGCGACGCUGCCGUUCCGCGGGGGCACGAGCCACGGCCACGGCUUCGACAGCCUGGACAAGGCGCUGUGCGUGUGGCAGGACCCGCACUACGCGAGCGAGGACCCGGAAGCGACCGCCGAUGACACGGGCCCGGCCGCCCGGAAAACGAACCCCAACAUCCACCGCCGCGUCGACAUCAUCGUCUCGGCGUGGCGCACCGUCGGCUGCGCGGUGCUGGGCUGGAGCGGCGGCACGACCUUCCAGCGCGACAUCCGGCGCUUCGUGCGCAAGACGCACGGACUCAAGUUCGACUCGUCGGGCGUGCGCCACCGCGGGAACGGGCUCGUGCUGGACCUCGAAGCCCCGCGACCCAAGGAUCACAAGGGCGGCGCACUGGAGCGGCUAUUGAUGGGGGCCGGCGGCGGCGGCGGCGUCAAGGCUUUAAAACGCAGUGACUUCAAGGACGACGCCAUCGAGUGGGACGACCUAGAUACCUGGGCCGACCGCGAGAGGAGGCUCAUGGACGGCCUAGGCAUCGGGUAUCGUCCGCCCGAGGAGAGGUGUACGGGCUGA
Molecule: messenger RNA, 2229 nt
Organism: Fonsecaea erecta
Lineage: Eukaryota; Fungi; Ascomycota; Eurotiomycetes; Chaetothyriales; Herpotrichiellaceae
Exons: 1
Coding region: 1-2229 (742 amino acids)
Biological process (GO): double-strand break repair via nonhomologous end joining
Cellular component (GO): nucleus
Molecular function (GO): DNA-directed DNA polymerase activity; DNA binding
Source: RefSeq, a predicted model, not a curated record